UGUUUGUGUCAUUUCAUGUCACGUGAUAUGAUUUGUUUACAAUUUAAAUUUAUAUUAAAUUAAAUAAAUUUAAAAUCCUAAAUGUCUAUCGAAAAAAAGUGGUUUAUAUACGUGUAAAUUUAGUUUCUUACUAUGGCGGUCAAUUUAGACACUAGUAAAAUAUGUCGUACCUGUUUAUCAGAUGAAGGACCCAUGAAAGACUUGUUUACAGUCUGUUCAGCUGAAAUUUUUAAAUUUUGUACAUCUGUUGAGAUUUCAGUUGGUGAUCAUUUACCGAAACAAGUUUGCCAGACAUGUGUGAAUUUAUUGAACAAAUUUUAUCAAUUCAAACAGGUUGUUAUAAGGUCCAAUUCAGUAUUGAAACAGCAUUUACCAAUAGUGAAACUAGAAAGCCAGGGUGAUGUCAAUGACACAGUACAAAUUGUUAUAACAGAUUAUCAAGAUGAUACAUCAAUACCAGACCCCAUAAAUGAUUCUAGUAAUAUACAAGAUAGUCCAUAUGAAGAAGUACCGGAAAUUGAAAUUAAAAGGAGAAGUAGAAGAAUUGGUAUCUCAAAACCAAUAAAAAAGAAAACGAGGAUGAAAUGUGCUAAAUGUGAAAAAACAUUCCAGAAAUAUGAAAACUUUGAAGCACAUAUGCGGAGUCAUUUUGGUAAAAAGCCAGACAUCAAAUGCCAGCACUGCGAUAAGACAUUCCCAACUCUCCGCAAUCUCAACAGCCACAUCCGGACCCAUUCCGGUGUCCGCAAGUACCAGUGUCUCACUUGCGGCAAGAACUUCGCCUAUCUUAACGUACUCAAGAAUCAUGAAUUAAUACACGCAGGAAUUAAGAAUCAUGUUUGUCAUAUAUGCAAUGCUAAAUUUGUACAAAGAUAUAAUUUAAAGACACAUCUAGAGACACAUAAAAAAGAGAAGAAAUACGGUUGUGGGCAGUGUGGUAAGAAGUUCGCGCAGCCCGGCUACCUCAAGAUACAUCUCAUAAGACACUCUGGGAUCAAGAAUAUUGCAUGCUCCUUAUGUGAUAUGAGGUUUUAUGUGAAGAGUGAUUUGUACAAGCAUAUGAGAUCUCAUUCUGCGGACAAGCCGUUUUCUUGUGAAUUCUGUGACAAAACAUUCAAGUGUAAAAGUUUUCAAAUUGUGCAUCUGAGAACACAUACAGGCGAACGCCCAUAUGCAUGUGAUCUGUGCCCCAAGCGGUUUAUGGCGCGUAAAGACAUGCGAAACCAUCGUAUGAUACAUACGGGAGAGAAGCCUCACAAAUGUCAGCUGUGUAACCAGGCGUUUAUACAAAAGUGCGCACUCAAUAGGCAUAUGAAGGGGCACGGGAGAAAUGACGAGAGCCAGGGUUUACUUCUCAGACCGCCCAUACAAGUGGAGACCAUAACGCCAAUUGCAGUGUCGUACGCUCAGUGGAAUGGAGAAGCGUGAUGUUAUUUAGUAUUUGUGUCCAUAUCAAGUAAUGAAAUUAAAUCAAACCAAAAUUUGCCUGAAAAAACCCGAAGUCUGUGAACUUACUAGGUGCAGAACUGGAAUAGGAAUUAGCAGUGGAGACCAGUAAUGCAUUUUCCAGCAGCUUGAGUAGGCUACAGUCUACAGCGACAAAUUUUGGGGCCAAAUUUAUUUUCUAUAAUUUUAUAAUUUAUUGGACAAAAAAUGUUUUUAAUAUCCUUACAUUAUAUAGACAGAGCAUGGAGCCUCAAAAUCGGGUCAACCUUUUUGUGAGCUAAUUAUUAAAUUGGCUUCUUAUCAAUGUUCCAUAUACUUACACACGUCUUGUGUAUCUUGACGUAUUUAUGUUUAAUCAUUUAAUAAAUAAAAUUAGUUUUUACGCAUUAAAAAGAGGCAAAAAUUAUAAAACAAAAUAAAUAUACACGUUACAGUUCAGGCACCAGUUCUCCAUAACUGAUGUAUCUAUGGUAUUAAGUGUUCCAUUAUAUUAAAAAAGUUGUGAAAUAAAUAAAUAAACAUUAUUUUUAUUAACUGUACAAAUCUGUCAUUGCUAGAGAGUGCAUCUUUAUAGAAAAAACUACAAAAUACAGUAAUCUGAUAAUAGAUUAGGAACUGAGUAGAUUAUCUGUCCUUAUCUUUUCACUGAAAUCUAAAAGAGACGACAGUCUUUUUCUAUCAGAUUGGCUUGAUAGAAUUGAACUAACUAUUGAUUUGUUAUUUCUUUUGAUAAAGGUUUUUUUUAAAAAAAAAAAACAAGUUCUCAUCAGUCAUGUGUAUAUUUUCCAAUUGUCAUAAUAUUUACAGUAAACAUCCCAAUUUAUGUACAAAUAAAUACGAGGUAUAUUUCUAAAAUAAAUUAUUUUCUAUGUACUAAACUAAAUCAGACUAUAUUUAUUAUUGCAAUACUUAUAGUAUAUACUUGAGAUAUCAAUUCCAUCCAUAGUUAUAACAGCAUCGUUAUCACACAGUUAAAUCCUUCUAAAUGGUUAGCAAUCGAUUUAUUAUUUUGUACCUGUCACUAUUUCUUUUAAGCAUUACAGUACAUUGGUAAAUACAAAAAUGUUUAUCACUAUUUCUAGACUUUAUCUAUAGUCCAUUGCUAAAUACAGAUCUCCCUCAUAUUUCGCUAUAAUAUUUAUAGUUACUCCUUAAUAGUUUUGUUUCAUCUAUUCUCUUCAGUCUAUGAGUAUGCAUAAGCCUAUCUCAGUUCCAGGAUACGCUGGCAUAACAUUCAGUUUUUCUCUUAAUGUUGAAGGUACAGAAUAGAUUUAAUCAGAAAUAUCAAUAUAUCAUGCUGACUGUAUAUACUGUUGAAAGAAUGCAUAUUUCAUUAUAGGUUUAUUCAAUCUAUAAUUAUGGUUACUAUAGCUAUUUUAAUUAAUCACAGGCAUAACUCUGUCAUGCACUUUCAUAUGCCUUUUCAAAGUGCCUCUCUGUGUGAAUCCCAAAUCGCAGACAGUGCAUUUAUGUGGUCUUUCCCCAGUGUGGGUCCUGUGAUGGUCGUUCAGCCUUCUCUUCGAUAGGAAACCCUUUGGGCAAUAACUGCAAAGGAAUGGACGCUCUCCUGAGUGUAUCCGCUUGUGUUCUAUUAACGAAGACUGAGUACCGUAAGAUUUGAGGCAAAUGUCACAUUUGUACAAUUUCUUUCCAUCGUGUAUGAGCAAAUGUUUGGCCAAAUUGCAUUUGUCCGUGAAAGGGUAGUUACAUAUUUGGCAAAUAAACCUGCGGCCGGUAUGGCGUCUAGACACGUGCGAUAGUAGUAUUGUGUUGGUGUAGAACUUUUUGCCACAGUGCUCACACGUGUACUGUCUCUCUCUAUUCUCUUUAUGAGUUUCUAAAUGCGUCUGAAAAGAAAAAAAAAAAUCAAAGUGUUUAUGUAGGAUUUAUUUUUAUUAUUACAUCUUCAUACAUUUACUUGGGCAAAUGUCAGGAAUACGCUAUGUUAUGCCAUUAUAUUGUACUAGCCAGCAGCCUAACGGGUUUUACGGUCAUUUAGAUAUUUUUGUAAUGAAGGUACAGUAAAACCAUCAUCAAAUUCUGUUACGUGAUUUAUAAGUACGGACGGAUGCCGACAACGAUUUUGUUUACUAUUUAGAGAUACUAUAAAGUUAUCUCAAUUAUGUUUGUGAUAGUAAGAUUCAGUAAAUGUUAUUAUGAUCUGUC
This is a messenger RNA of Galleria mellonella (greater wax moth), 3612 nucleotides long. Its product is annotated as gastrula zinc finger protein XlCGF57.1-like. The record is from RefSeq and is a predicted model, not a curated record. The coding region runs from base 133 to 1428 and encodes 431 amino acids. Gene Ontology annotation, cellular component: nucleus. NCBI's taxonomy places the organism in Eukaryota, Metazoa, Arthropoda, Insecta, Lepidoptera, Pyralidae. Gene Ontology annotation, biological process: regulation of transcription by RNA polymerase II. The transcript has 8 exons. Gene Ontology annotation, molecular function: RNA polymerase II cis-regulatory region sequence-specific DNA binding; zinc ion binding; DNA-binding transcription factor activity.